AUGGUGGGCCUUAAUUUCUUGUAUCAGGCCGCCCACUGCGUCCUCGCGCAGGACCCCGAGAACCAGGCGCUGGCGAGGUUUUACUGCCACACGGAGAAGACCAUUGCGAAGCGGCUCGUGCUGCGGCGGGAUCCUUCGGUGAAGAGGACCCUCUGUCGUGGCUGCUCUUCCCUCCUCAUCCCGGGCCUGACCUGCACCCAGCGCCAGAGACGAUGUAAGGGUCAGCGCUGGACGGUACAGACCUGCUUAACGUGCCAGCGCAGCCAGCGGUUCCUCAAUGAUCCUAAACAUCUGCUUUGGGGAGAUCGCCCUGAAGCCCAGCUGGGGAGCCAAGCAGAUCCCAAACCACCACAGCCCCAACCAAGCACAGCUCACUCCAUUCCAGCCCAACUUCCUGAGGAAAAAGUGGAGCCUCAGAGCCCCAGUCGCCAGUGA
Elephantulus edwardii (Cape elephant shrew) is the source of this 435-nucleotide messenger RNA. It is a transcript of the gene RPP21, whose product is annotated as ribonuclease P/MRP 21kDa subunit. Lineage: Eukaryota; Metazoa; Chordata; Mammalia; Macroscelidea; Macroscelididae. Gene Ontology annotation, biological process: tRNA processing. The record is from RefSeq and is a predicted model, not a curated record. Gene Ontology annotation, cellular component: nucleolar ribonuclease P complex. Bases 1 to 435 code for a protein of 144 amino acids. The transcript is spliced from 5 exons.